CGGGGAAUGAUACCACCUUUCCUAUGGUUAUUUUUAAUCAUUAAACAUGUUCAUUCCGGUUUUACACCAUGUAAUGGAAAAUCACCACUUGGUGGUACAUGUGAUUGGAAUAUUGAUUGUGAGAAUAAAGGAUCAAUAUGUUUACGUGGACGUUGUCGAUGUCAUCCACAUUAUGCACAAAUUAUUGAUGAUAAAGAGGUAAUCCACGUUGUAAACGAU
Molecule: messenger RNA, 219 nt
Organism: Loa loa (African eye worm)
Lineage: Eukaryota; Metazoa; Nematoda; Chromadorea; Rhabditida; Onchocercidae
Exons: 2
Source: RefSeq, a predicted model, not a curated record